UUUCACGUGAAAGCAGCGCGAUAGGAGCAACGUCCAGCGCGAAACUAUCUAACUAAACACCAAUAAUUUGUUUAAAACAACAACUGGGCAUUUUAACGCUGUAGGUUACCGUUUAAGAACACGAAAGAGCCCGACGGUUUUUGUCUUCAGCAGCCCGCUCUGUUGUUGGAAACGAAGAAAAAAUGAGCUACGGAAGGCCGCCACCAGACGUUGAGGGGAUGACCUCCCUGAAAGUGGAUAACCUGACUUACCGAACCUCGCCGGAGACUCUGCGUAGAGUUUUUGAGAAGUACGGCCGUGUCGGAGAUGUGUACAUCCCCCGAGAUAGAUACACCAAGGAGAGUCGCGGGUUCGCCUUCGUGCGGUUCCUCGACAAGCGCGACGCAGAGGACGCCAUGGAUGCUAUGGACGGCGCGCUACUCGACGGGCGGGAGCUCAGGGUGCAGAUGGCCCGAUACGGAAGACCGCCGGACUCCAUGUACAGCCGGAGAGGGGCUCCGCAACGCAGAUACGGAGGGUAUGGACGAAGAAGCAGGAGCCGCUCAGCCAGCCCCCGUCGCAGGAGACGAAGCCGCAGCCGCUCCAGGAGCAGAAGCCGUUCCCGAUCCAGGAGCCGCCACCAUUACAGCCGCUCCAGGUCCCGCUCCUACUCCAGGUCCCGAUCCAAGUCUAAGUCAAAGUCCAGAACCCCUAGAAGAAGCAAGUCUAAGUCUCCCUCCAGGUCUCGAUCCCGCUCCAGGUCGAAGUCAAGGAGUAGGACCCCGCCUUCCAACAGGGGGUCCAAAUCAAGAUCCAGGUCCAGGUCCAAAUCCAAGAGUAGGCCUAAAUCUCCAGAGGACAACGGAGAAGAGUCUUAACCCAAACCCGGACACGACAUGACGAUCUCAGAUGACUGAGCGUUUACGGAGGACUUCAGGAAGAGUCUCACAAUGAGCAAGUGGACUCCACUAUUACAACUGAAUGCAGACUGAAAGGUUAUUGAAGCUCGAUAUAAAAUGUUUUAAAUGUUUCAUUUGAUUACAUUUUCCUGAACAAAUUCUGUAAGUUUUGAUGUGAUUGUUUUUUGUAGAGUUCAGCAUUUUGAAAGGGAUUUGUAAGUUUUUUUUCUCAUUAAAUUGGAUUUUUGCAUUUUGAUUUUAUUUUCCUGUUAAUAAAUCAUUUUUUCAUUGAAGAUAGAUUUCUUACUUCAAAUCCUCUGUUCAACAAGUUUCUUGAUGGUUCUGAGAGUUAUGUCUAAAACUGGAGAAAGGGUUGUCAUGUUUGGAUGUUUAAAGGCUUCAGAGCUGUUAAGCCCCUCAUUAAAAAUGGCUUGCUGUACAGAUUUUAAAAAAAUCCACAAAAACGAUCUUAGCGCCACUUAUUUUGUCACGUGCUAAUCCAGCAGGAAAGCAUUCUUUUUGUCGCAUCACUUUUUUUCCUGUCUCGUUAAAGUUGCUUUCCUAUGACUCUAACCCUCUUUCUUGUGUAUCUUUUGUGCACUAGGCGCAGUUGUGUAGCAGUUGAGUAAUGCUGGUUAGCUGUUAAGAUGCGGUGCAGUGCGGUGGUGACAUGGUGUGGCGUGUUGCGGUGCUGGGUGCCCGGCGCUGUUCCGGGGCUCGACCCUCCGCUGCUGUUUUCCGGUUUGUAAGCUCACAGGUGUGACAGAUCAACCAUCCUCUCCUGUCUUGUGACCUUUCCUUCCCUCCAUGUGCUGUACAGAUUCUUUCCUUUUUCUCUGUGCUCCCACCUCUCCUUUGUCUCCCCUCUGUGGUUUAUCCACUGUUUAUAACUGGUUUUUGCUCUUUUUUAAAAUGGGUCCAGUGUGACUCCCAUUGAAGGGUUUAAAGGGCAGUCCAUACUGCUUUUAAUUUGUGUAUUGCAUUCCUCUGUGAACCUCUCAGUUGUCUUGUAAUUGCUUCAGGUGAAUGCCAAUAAACAUCUUUGUCUUUAAAUAUG
Molecule: messenger RNA, 1935 nt
Organism: Cheilinus undulatus (humphead wrasse)
Lineage: Eukaryota; Metazoa; Chordata; Actinopteri; Labriformes; Labridae
Gene: srsf2a
Product: serine and arginine rich splicing factor 2a
Exons: 3
Coding region: 183-857 (224 amino acids)
Molecular function (GO): RNA binding
Source: RefSeq, a predicted model, not a curated record